This is a messenger RNA of Myxozyma melibiosi, 3165 nucleotides long. Its product is annotated as peptidase M16C associated-domain-containing protein. Gene Ontology annotation, molecular function: metal ion binding; metalloendopeptidase activity. Gene Ontology annotation, cellular component: mitochondrial matrix. The record is from RefSeq and is a predicted model, not a curated record. Gene Ontology annotation, biological process: protein processing. The coding region runs from base 1 to 3165 and encodes 1054 amino acids. Lineage: Eukaryota; Fungi; Ascomycota; Lipomycetes; Lipomycetales; Lipomycetaceae. The transcript is spliced from 3 exons.
AUGAUUUCCUCGUUUGCGCGUUCUAGCGGCGCAGGCAGAAGCACAGUUCGCUCUAGCCUUCUGCGUCGUCAGCUUCCGCGUCUACCCGCGGCCUACCAGCGUAAUAACUGCUUUGCAACCAUCGCCACACUCGAAAAAUCAUAUCCGAUCGGCAGCCAGAUCCACGGCUUCACGGUGACGGAGACAAAGUCGGUUCCGGAGUUUGAGCUGCUGGCCGUGCAUCUGAAGCACGACGCCACGGGCGCGGAGCAUCUCCAUCUCGCGCGGAAUGACGAUAAUAACGUGUUUUCGAUCGCGUUCAAGACGAAUCCGCCGGAUGCGACCGGCGUGCCGCAUAUUCUUGAACAUACUACGCUUUGUGGAUCGGAGAAGUACCAAGUGCGCGAUCCGUUCUUUAAGAUGCUGAAUCGCAGUCUGGCGAACUUUAUGAACGCAAUGACAGCAAGUGACUACACCUUCUAUCCCUUUGCGACCACGAACCAGGUCGACUUCGCCAACCUUCGAGAUGUGUACUUGGACGCCACGCUACAUCCUCUGCUCCGACCGCUAGAUUUCACGCAGGAGGGAUGGCGCCUCGAGCAUGCUGACCCACGGAACCCAGAGACGCCGCUACAGUUCAAAGGCGUUGUCUAUAACGAGAUGAAGGGGCAGAUGUCGGACACGUCGUACCUUUACUACAUUCGGUUCCAAGAGAGCAUUUACCCGUCUCUAAACAACAGUGGCGGUGACCCGGCCAAGAUCACGGAUCUGACGUACGAGCAACUGCGCGACUUCCAUGCAAAGAACUAUCAUCCCUCCAACGCAAAACUGUUUACGUACGGCAACUUCCCGCUCGAGGAUCAUCUGUCGCACAUCGACGGCGUGUUUUCGUCGUUCACGAGACGCGUGCCUGAUGAUCAAGUCAAGUACCCGAUCGCGCUCAACGAGAACGUGCAGGUGGUCGAGGAAGGACCGGUGGAUCCGCUGAGUGAUCCCGAGCGACAGUACAAGACCUCGCUGACCUGGUUUAUGGGACCGACGAAGGAUGCGUACGAGACGCUAUGUCUGAAGACUGUGACCUCGCUACUGAUAGACGGACACUCAUCACCUCUAUACCAGGCCUUGAUUGAGUCUGACCUUGGAACCGAGUACUCGCCCAACACCGGACUCGACUCUGCCUCGCCUGUGAACAUUUUCUCGGUGGGCGCGCAGGGCGUGACCAAGGAGAAUGUCGAAAAGGUGCAGCAGACGAUCCGGGAGGUGAUCCAGAAGACAUAUGAAGACGGUCUCGAUCUGAAGCGCGUGGAGGCGUUUUUGCAGCAGGCGGAGCUGUCGCGCAAGCACACGGUGGCCAACUUUGGCAUGCAGCUGCUGUACGGGUUGACGGCGGGGUGGUUUAACGGCGUGAGUCCGGUGGAUAUGCUAGAGUGGGACUCAAUUAUCGAGCGGUUCCGCGAGGAUUUGCAAAAGCCGCGGUUUUUGGAGUCGUACCUCGAGCGGUUCUUGCUGGACGACAAGCCAGUGUUUUCGUUCACGAUGGUGCCGUCCGAGAGCUAUGGCGAGAAGCUGGCGAAGGACGAGGAAGAGCGGCUGGCGCAGCGGGUGGCGCGGCUGGGAGAGACGGAGAAGAAGGAGGUGUACGAGCUCGGGCUUGAGUUGCUUGAGAAGCAAGAGGAGGCCGAGGACCUGUCGUCGCUGCCGACGUUGUAUGUCAAGGAUAUUCCACGCGAGAUCAAGCGCGCGGAGCUGGAGUUUGACAAGGUCGGCGGCGGCGAGGGCGUCAGUGUGCAGUGGCGGGUAGCGCCGACGAACGGACUGACCUAUGUGCGGGCGCGCAUCUCGCUGCAAGACCUGCCGCAGGAGCUGCUACCCUAUCUCCCGCUGUUUUCCGAGGCGCUGACGAACCUGGGCACGAGCACGCGGACGAUGGCCUCGCUCGAGGACGAGAUCAAGUUGAAGACGGGCGGGAUCGGCGCGGGCGUGCAAGUGCGCGCGGAGCCGGACGAUAUCGAUAGCUGGUCGGUGAGUCUGGCGGUGAGCGGCUACAGCGUGGACAAGAACGUGGGCGAGCUGCUGCGGCUGAUGAGCGUGCUCUUGCUCGAGACCAACUUUGAGAACCACGAGAAGCUGCGGACGUUGAUCCGCGGGCUCGCGUCGGGCUCUGCGGACGCGAUCGCGAGCAACGGACACGCUUACGCGCGGAACGCGGCGGCGGCCGUGCUCACGCCGGCGUCGUACUUGGACGAGAAGCUGGGCGGGAUCGAGCAGGUGCGUCUGAUGAACGAGCUGGACGGGUACGCGGACGACGCGCUGCCGCUGAUCAGCGCGAAGCUGCGCGAGAUUGCACGGCUGGCGAUCAGUGGCCGGAGCGAUGGGCUGAGGAUCGCGAUUACGUGCGGAGCGGACGCGGUGCAGGCGAACGCGGCCGAGGCGGCGAAGUUUGUGAGCGGGUUGCCUGGUGCGGGAGAGCAGCAGACGGUUAGAACGACGAGCGGCAAGUCUGCGAACGCGCUGGAUGGGUUUGUGGUGCGGAGUGGGAACGGGGUUGUGCGCAAGUUCUACGAGAUGCCGUUCCAGGUGACAUACGCGGGCGCGUGUGUGCGCGGAGUUCCCUACACGCACGAGGACAGCGCCGCGCUGCAGAUUCUGGCAAACAUGCUGACGCACAAGCACCUGCACAGCGAGAUCCGCGAGAAGGGCGGCGCGUACGGCGGCGGCGCGUCGUAUAACGGAGUCGGGGGCGUGUUUGGCUACUACUCGUACCGGGACCCGAACCCGGCGAACACGCUGCGGGUGACGGAGGAGGCCGGGCGGUGGGCGGUCGAGAAGCAGUGGAGCGAGCGGGAUCUGGAGGAGGCCAAGCUGAGUGUGUUUCAAGGCGUGGACGCGCCGCAGAGCGUGGACAGCGAAGGCAUGGCGCUGUUCAACCACGGGAUCACGGACGAUAUGAGGCAGGCUAGGCGGGAGAAGCUGCUGGGGGUGGGAGCGGGCGAGGUGCGCGACGCGGCGGAGCGGUACCUUGUGGGCGGGCACGAGAGACGGAGUGUGGCGUUGCUGGGAGCGAGCCAGGACUGGGUUUCGCAGCAGGGCGGGUGGGAGGUCGUGAGUGCCAGUGCUGCAGCGGCGGGCGCAGGUGCUGCCGCUAGUGCAGGGGAAACUGGGGCGUCUGAGGCGGUCGCCAUGUAA